Nannizzia gypsea CBS 118893 is the source of this 825-nucleotide messenger RNA. RefSeq lists its product as hypothetical. Lineage: Eukaryota; Fungi; Ascomycota; Eurotiomycetes; Onygenales; Arthrodermataceae. The transcript has a single exon. The record is from RefSeq and is a predicted model, not a curated record. The coding region runs from base 1 to 825 and encodes 274 amino acids.
AUGGCUCUCAGGCUGUUUCCUCGCGGGAGAACCGCCUACUACAACAUCUGCAUCGACGGCCACCGCAUCCCAGGCUCGCUCGAGUAUACCACCGUGAUAAACCACAUCCCCCAUCUGCGAGAGUGUCCUCGCCGGCCAGCCACCUCCCAGUCAGCCCUAGGUACAGUGACGGUAGACAUCGACCUGACCGCAGCCGUCCGUCGGUGCCGUCUCGUCGACUCGCUCUGCUUCCCCGUCUCCCUAUUCCGGGAGUGUCUCGCUCUCCUCGCCAGCGUCCUGCGAGACCACCAGCGCCAUCCCCUACAAGACCCGGGCUCGAUCCUGUGCGAUAGCCUGGAACAGCAGCUCCUUCUCAGCCGCUACGACUGGCCCGGCCUGCUCAGGUACUUUGCCUGUUUCGCCUACCUGUUCGACGACGCUGUUCUCAAGGCCUCUGCCUCCCUGCACCGCGGAAUGAGCAGCUUCAUCGCUAGGAACUGCAGGGAGCUCGCGCUUCAUGCUCCGCUCAGCGUAUCGCUGCAGUUCGUUGAUCUGUGUUUCCAUGAAGACUUUACUAUCCUUAUGACGGCGUUGUUUGAACAGCUGCGAAGCUCGGAUAAGGCGGAACUAGUACGCUACAUGGGUGUGAUACCGCUCUACCUGGGUGGUCUGCCAUCGCUGCAGGUUCCAGAAUAUAUUCUAGACCGGUAUGGGGAUAGGGGAGGAGGAGGAGGAGGAGGAGGAGGAGGAGGACAUCGAGACAGGGUCAAGAUACGGGCUCGACAUAGGGUCAGGAGGCGCCGUCCUGGUUUGCAGGACAGGGGCCUGUUUAUCAACCCUCGUUGA